AUGAUGGGGACAGAUGUGGUCUACAACGGGUGCGAUGAUAUUUUUCAAGUGGACGAUGUUGAACCCGGUGAUCAUAUGAAUGAGCAGUACGACCCGAAUAAAAUAGUACAAAAUGUACCAAGGAAAAUUGAGUUUAGUUAUCCAGUGGAGCACAGUAGCGUUCCUGAUGGGUUGUUUCCUAUGGAUGAAGAGCAGGAUAAAGCACGCAAAGCGAGUACCCCUCCACAAGAUAAGAGUGUGGUUUUUGGUCAAAGCGAAGAGGAUGCUGAGGAUUUAUUCUGCAAAAUGGAUACUUCUGGUUAUAAAAGUAAGAAGCUGGAUCAGAAAAUUGCUCUGUCAUUCCCUUUUGGAACGGGACUCAUUUUUGAGAAGGUUUUCAGUACUAUUUUAAUGGGUCGGAACUAUCUCUCUAAGGUAGUUUACCAACUGAAUUUGCCGGAGCUUGGUUUGGACAAAGGACUUGCGUGGGAUACAAUGCUGCUGUCGUCUAAGAAUUACCGCCAGGUGCCCGAAGAUAAGGUGACUACGGAAGUUAGAAAGCUGGUAAUGGAUUACGGCCGAUCUUUGCCGGUAACUAUUCCUGAACGGUCUUGGCUAUGUAACAAUUCAGGAAAACAAGACAUUGUCAUUUCUGUGAGCUCUGAAGAGGAAGUGGAUCCUCCGAGAGAUGCAUCUGAGAAGAGGCAGCGUGAACUGUUUCGCCAAUUUCGCGCCCAAGCAAGAUCAAUUCAACCAGCAGAUGACCCAGAAAAAAUAUUUGGCGUUCCUGCACCUUAUCGACGUCGUUAUAGGACAGCGGCGGAGAGGAAUAUUGAGCCUAUGCCGCUUCCUUUCAGCAACAAUGCUUCUUUACUUAUAGCUGGUAGUAAUACACUUUACCAUCGUACCCCUACAUAA
Messenger RNA from Enterobius vermicularis (human pinworm), 897 nucleotides. NCBI's taxonomy places the organism in Eukaryota, Metazoa, Nematoda, Chromadorea, Rhabditida, Oxyuridae. The record is from the annotation of a GenBank genome assembly.